AUGUCGACCGCAGCCCUUAACAACCUUGACGAGGCCAGCCAGAAGGAGAUCUUGGCGUUUGUGGAGACUGCGCAAUCAAGAGCGAGUAUUCAGAGCUCCAUUAACAACUUCGUCGACACCUGCUUCCCCAAGUGCGUGACCCGUGUUUCUGGUGACGCCCUUUCCUCAACUGAGAAGUCGUGCCUUGCGAACUGCGCAGACAGAUUUUUGGAUGUCAACCUUCACAUUGUCAAGCAAUUCGAGAAGAUGCAGGGAAGAUAG
Molecule: messenger RNA, 261 nt
Organism: Saitoella complicata NRRL Y-17804
Lineage: Eukaryota; Fungi; Ascomycota; Saitoellomycetes; Saitoellales; Saitoellaceae
Exons: 3
Coding region: 1-261 (86 amino acids)
Source: RefSeq, a predicted model, not a curated record